This is a messenger RNA of Motacilla alba alba, 1444 nucleotides long. Its product is annotated as zinc finger protein 239-like. The coding region runs from base 34 to 894 and encodes 286 amino acids. The transcript is spliced from 2 exons. NCBI's taxonomy places the organism in Eukaryota, Metazoa, Chordata, Aves, Passeriformes, Motacillidae. The record is from RefSeq and is a predicted model, not a curated record.
GCCAAGCCCUGGGAGGCUGUGAGGAAGAGGAAGAUGCCCCAGGACACGCAGGCAGAGCAGGAGCUGAGGCUGGAGAGCAGGGAGGACAAAUCCCCGGGGCAGAAGCUCGUGGCAGAGGCCGUUUGGAGCGGCUCCACGGCGCAGGAAGGCAACGGGGAGGAAAAGGCCCGGAGAUGCCGCACGAGGAGGGGCUGCAAAGGCAGAUGGCGGCGAUCUGAGGGGGAAAGACCCAGCCUGGGCCGGGAAGGCGGCCGGAGAUGGAGCCAGAGCUCGGAGCUGGUGCUCCCUGAGCAGCUCCAUGAUGGGAAGAAGCCCCACACGUGCAUGGAGUGUGGGAAGAGCUUCAGGUGGAACUCCGAGCUGAUCCUGCACCAGAGGAGCCACACUGGGGAACGGCCCUACGAGUGUGAUCAGUGCAGGAAGAGGUUUCCCACCAGCUCUGUUCUCCUCGUGCACCAGCGCAUGCACACAGAGGAGAGGCCCUUCCGCUGCCCCGACUGCGGGCAGGGCUUCAGGCACAACUCUACUCUUGUCGUGCACCGGCGCAUCCACACUGGGGAGAGGCCCCACGAGUGUGAGGAGUGUGGGAAGAGCUUCAGGCACAGCUCCAACCUGAUCCUGCACCAGAGGACCCACACUGGGGAGAGGCCCUACGAGUGUGAUCAGUGCAGGAAGAGGUUUCGGAUCAGCUCCCAUCUCCUCCAGCACUAUUGGAUUCACACAGAGGAGAGGCCCUUCUGCUGCCCCGACUGCGGGAAGGGAUUCAGGCACAAAUGCAACCUCAUCACCCACCGGCGCAUCCACACCGGGGAGAGGCCCUACGAGUGUCCCCAGUGUGGGAAGAGCUUCUCCUGCAGCUCUAACUUGACCCGACACCAACGGAGGCACCGGUAAGGGAAGCCCUGCAAGUGCCCCGAGUGCGGGAAGAGCUUCGUGCGCUGCUCCAGCUCCAUCCCCCACUGGAGGAGCCAUGCUUGGCAGAGCCCUGGUGACCCACAUUCCCUGUGAUCCAUGCUGGGAACACACCUGCCUGCUUCUCCUCUUGGUUUGGCCUUAAUUUUCCUCUGCUUCUUCUUCAUGCCUUAAAAACAGCCAAGGUAGGGUUAAAUGAAAGAAACUGAUUAAAAAUGUAAAUAGUCCCAUCAUUUCACAGGCUGUUCAGGGGGAAUUUCAGAUUUGGGGACACAUUGUCUGUGAGUGCUCCUGUUGCUGAGAGGCAAGAAUUUGAUCUCACCCUUCUUGUGUUGCUAAUAACUCCUCCCUUGACCCAAACCCCAACUCCACCCCUGGGAUACCCUAUAAAAACCCCAGGGCCCUGCCUUUGCCCUGUCUUUCGGGGGUAAGAAAUGGAUUCUGGAGCUUUCUGAAACCAAGCCCUGUCUCGUUUGUUCCCGGCACCGGCAGCUGUAGCCUCCCUGGACACCAUGAACUCUGGGGAAUGGGG